AUGGUGUAUGUCGAUGACAUAAUUGUCACUGGAAAUGAUAAUGUUCUUCUCUCGCUGAUGUUGGAAAGUUUAGCCACACGGUUCUCUGUCAAAGAUCAUGAACCAUUGUCCUACUUUCUUGGCAUCGAAGCAACAAGAACGGCUGCGGGAUUGCAUUUGAAUCAGCGGAAGUAUACUCUUGAUCUCCUUGCACGCACAAAUAUUCUCAAUGCUAAGCCUGUUCAAACUCCCAUGGCCACUAGUCCGAAGCUUACACUUCUCUCUGGUUCUAAGUUGAGUGAUCCAAAGGAGUAUCGCAGUGUAGUAGGGAGUUUACAAUAUUUGGGAUUUACACGGCCUGACAUAUCAUAUGCAGUAAAUCGUUUGUCCCAAUACAUGCAUGCUCCGACUACGGCUCAUUGGCAGGCGGUCAAACGUUUACUUAGGUAUCUUUGUGGGACGUUUACUCAUGGUAUAUUUCUCCGUCGACAUAAUUCUCUUUCUCUUCAUGCCUACUCGGAUGCUGAUUGGGCUGGGGACUCUGAUGACUACGUCUCCACCAAUGCUUAUGUUGUUUACUUAGGUCACAAUCCCAUCUCCUGGUCUUCAAAGAAACAACGAGGCGUGGCUCGUUCUUCCACCGAAGCUGAGUAUCGCUCAGUUGCCAACACCACUUCUGAGUUAAUUUGGGUUUGUUCCUUACUUCAAGAACUAGGCAUCCGACUACCACAAGCUCCAACCGUGUACUGUGACAAUAUGGGAGCGACGUACUUAUGUGCGAAUCCGGUAUUCCACUCCCGAAUGAAACAUAUUGCUUUGGAUUACCACUUUAUUCGAGAUCAAGUUCAAUCAGGAGUGGUUCGUGUGGUUCAUGUCAACACCAAGGAUCAGUUAGCCGAUGCUCUAACGAAACCUCUCUCACGGCCUACCUUCACGUUGCUCACCAACAAGAUUGGAGUUACGCCAAGCCCCUCCAUCUUGAGGGGGUGUAUUAAGCAUCAAUCAAGGAUCAAUCAUCAUCAAUGA
Molecule: messenger RNA, 1005 nt
Organism: Camelina sativa (false flax)
Lineage: Eukaryota; Viridiplantae; Streptophyta; Magnoliopsida; Brassicales; Brassicaceae
Source: RefSeq, a predicted model, not a curated record